GGGGAGGCAGCUCGGGGGCGGCGCGCCGCGGUCGGGCAGCGCUCCGAGGGCGCCUGGCGGCUCCCCGGCGCGGUCGAAGGCUCCACACCGCCGCCGCCCGCUCUGCUGGAGCGCCACGACGGCCCUGCAAGCUGAGAAAAGCAGCCCCUGAGGAGUGUGACCUUAAGGUGUCUGGAAUGAAUGUGGCGCUCUCUGCAGCAGCAAAGGAAGGCCUCUGAGGAGGGCACCGUUUGGCGUGAGCGCGCACCAUGCUUGUCCACAGGUGAUCCCUGCUGGGCACCUUUGCUGCAAAAAGUGCAACCUCUGGACAAUCGCCUGCCACGAGCAUGUUCAGCGCAACCCAGAUAUCCAAGGCUCAGUUCCUUGACAAAGCACGCCAGGCCCGAGAGGAGCGCCGAGGGUUGAAGGAGCGCGAGCGAGCCGCCGUGCAGAUCCAGGCCCUCGUCCGGCGGUUUCUGUGCCGCUGCCGGCUCCAGCGGGAGAUCAGGAAAGAAGUGGACGACUUUUUUGAUGCCGGUGGGCCUGGCCCUGUUAAAAGGACAGCCCUCUCCAUCUUCAGAACCGCCCGGAAGCUGCUCUUUGUUUUUCGGAUGCAGGAAGACAAAGAGAGAUUUGAAAAGUUGUGCCGCUGUAUCCUCGCCAGCAUGGACGCGGAGAACGAUCCCAAGGUGUGGUACGUGUCGCUGGCCCUUUCCAAGGAGCUGAUGCUGCUGUGGAUCAAGCAGGUGAAGGCUGUGCUGUGGCUGAGCUGUGAGUUUCUGAAGCUGCUCAAGCCGGACAUCCUGCAAGAUUCAAAGCUGGUGAAUUUGCACCUCACGAUGCUGGUGACUUUCACAGACACGUCUACGUGGAAAAUCCUGCGUGGGAAAGGAGAAGCGCUGCGGCCCGCGAUGAGCCACAUCUGUGCGAACAUCAUGGGACACCUCAACCAGAAGGGAUUCUAUUCCGUGCUCCAGAUUUUGCUGACCAAUGGCCUGGCGAGAUCCAGACCUUCCUUCUCCAAAGGCACCCUAACCGCCGCCUUUUCUCUUGCACUGCGCCCCGUCGUCGCGGCUCAGUUCUCUGACAAUCUCUUGCGGUCCUUCCUGAUCCACAUCAUGUCUGUUCCUGCUCUCGCGACGCAUCUGGCUACGCUUACUCCCGAGCGCCUAGCCGUGAUAGAAGCGCAUGACCUCCUGCGCAAGUUUAUCUUGUUCUUGAGCCAUGAAGAGCAGUGCAGAGACGUCUGUGUGUGUUUGGAAGGAAGCCACACGCUUUGCCUUCUGGGCAACCUCAUCCACCUGGGCUCCCUGCACGACAAGGUGCUGGCGGAGGAGACGGCGCGCUUCGUGCGGGUGCUCACCCAGAUGCUCUCGUACUGCCAGCGCUACGUCUCCCAGAAGAAGUCCAACCUCACGCACUGGCACCCCGCGCUCGGCUGGUUCUCCCAGACGGUGGAUUAUGGCUUGAACGAGUCGAUGCCCCUCCUCACCAAGCAGCUGCAGCACCUGUGGGGCAUCCGCCUGAUCCGCAUCUUCUUCAGCGACGUCCUCAGCAAGAAGCUUCUGGAGAACCCCGAGGCCCCACGCCCCCUGGGGCCGCCGGCCUCUCCGCAGAGCAGCCUGCCCGUGAAGAGUCUUUUCAAGCGAGCCUUUCAGAAGUCCGCCUCCGUCCGCAACAUCCUGAAGCCCGUGGGCGGCAAGCGGGUCGACUCGGCCGAGGUGCAGAAGGUCUGCGGCGUCUGCGUCCUGUACCAGGUGGCGCUCACCACCCUGACGCAGAUCCGCCUGCAGAUCCUCACCGGCCUGACCCACCUGGAUGACCUCCUGCCCAAGCUGUGGGCCUUCAUCUGCGAGCUGGGCCCCCAGGGCGGGCUGAAGCUCUUCCUGGAGUGCCUGAACCACGACACCGAGGAGUCCAAGCCGCUGCUGGCCAUGCUGAUGCUCUUCUGCGACUGCUCCCGCCACCUGAUCACGAUCCUCGACGACAUCGAAGUCUACGAAGAGCAGGUCUCGUUCAAGCUGGAGGAGCUCGUCACCAUCUCGUCCUUCCUGAACUCCUUCGUGUUCAAGAUGAUCUGGGACGGGAUCGUGGAAAACGCCAAGGGGGAGACCCUGGAGCUCUUCCACUCCGUCCACGGCUGGCUGAUGGUCCUGUACGAGCGCGACUGCCGCCGGCGCUUCGCCCCCGACGACCACUGGCUGCGCAAGGACCUCAAGCCGAGCGUGCUCUUCCAGGAGCUCGACAAGGACCGGAAGCGGGCCCAGCUGGUGCUGCAGUACAUGCCCCACGUCAUCCCCCACAAGAACCGGGUCCUCCUCUUCCGGAACAUGGUGACCAAGGAGAAGGAGAAGCUUGGGCUGGUGGAGACCAGCUCCGCCUCGCCGCACGUCACCCACAUCACCAUCCGCCGGUCGCGCAUGCUGGAGGACGGCUACGAACAGCUGCGCCGGCAGACCCAGACGGCCAUGAAGGGCGUCAUCCGGGUGAAGUUCGUGAACGACCUGGGGGUGGACGAGGCCGGCAUCGACCAGGACGGCGUCUUCAAGGAGUUCCUGGAGGAGAUCAUCAAGAAGGUCUUUGACCCCGCCCUCAACCUCUUCAAGACCACCAGCGGCGACGAGAGGCUGUACCCGUCCCCCACGUCGGACAUCCACGAGAACCACCUCCAGCUCUUCGAGUUUGUUGGGAAGAUGCUCGGGAAAGCCGUUUACGAGGGAAUCGUCGUGGAUGUUCCCUUCGCGACGUUCUUCCUGAGCCAGCUGCUCGGGCAUCACCACAGCGUCUUCUACAGCUCCGUGGACGAACUCCCCUCCCUGGACUCCGAGUUCUAUAAAAACCUGACCUCCAUCAAGCGCUACGACGGAGAUAUCAGUGACCUGGGCCUGACGCUCUCCUACGACGAGGACGUCAUGGGCCAGCUGGUCUGCCAUGAACUCGUCCCAGGAGGGAAGACCAUCCCGGUGACCAAUGAAAACAAGAUCAGCUACAUCCACCUGAUGGCCCACUUCCGCAUGCACACCCAGAUCAAGAGCCAGACGGCGGCCCUCAUCGGCGGCUUCCGCUCCAUCAUCCGCCCCGAGUGGAUCCGCGUCUUCUCGGCCCCGGAGCUGCAGCGGCUGAUCUCCGGCGACAACGCCGAGAUCGACUUGGAGGACCUGAAGAAACACACCGUGUAUUACGGCGGCUUUCACGGCAGCCACAGGGUCAUCGUGUGGCUCUGGGACAUCCUUGCCAACGACUUCAGCCCCGACGAGCGGGCCAUGUUCCUCAAGUUCGUCACCAGCUGCUCGCGGCCGCCGCUCCUGGGCUUUGCCUACCUGAAGCCUCCCUUCUCCAUCCGCUGCGUGGAGGUGUCCGACGACCAGGACACGGGGGACACGCUGGGCAGCGUGCUGAGGGGCUUCUUCACCAUCCGGAAGAAGGAGCCGGGCGGGCGCCUGCCCACCUCCUCGACCUGCUUCAACCUCCUGAAGCUGCCCAACUACAGCAAAAAAGCCGUCCUGCGCGAGAAGCUGCGCUACGCCAUCAGCAUGAACACGGGCUUCGAGCUCUCGUAGCCCCGGCCCUCCUCUGGCGCCAGGGGGCGGUCCUGGCCGGCCAAGGCAGGUGGGCUCUCUGUGGGGCUCGGCAGAGGAAGGACGUGGCGGGGCCUGGUGGUCUCCGGGGCUGGAGACAGGACUCUCCCGGGCCCGGCGAAGCGCCCCACGGAGGGGCUGCCUCGGGCGCCGCCUGGCUCUCACGCACGGAAAGCAGCUGGCCUGCCGGACGUGGAGUGCGGUCUGGGGAGCGACCCUCGGCGAGGGGCAGCGGGGUUGCUGCGGGCCCUGCCCGGCUGAGCGGCCAGCUGGUUUCCGGGUGGGUUCGGAAGGUGGAGUGAUCCUGGUCCUCGGUGGCCCUUCCCUCACGCUCGGGCUACCUUGCUCCCCCUCUGCCUGUGUCCCUGCCAAGCAAGGCGUCGCUGGCCUUCGGAGACGGGGUUGGGCCUGGGCGUGCGCGGGACCCGAUCGGAGAGGUCCAGGUGCCGGCGGGCCGAAGGCAUGGAAAGGUAGCCGAAGACGGGCUUGCUGGGAGCACCGCUGCCUCUCCUCCCAGGAGCGUUUCCGGGCCUUUGCGUUCCUGCUCUCAGCCAUUCCCCCGCCCUGACCGACCGGCUCUUGCCCUCUGCUGCCGUCCUCUCGGAGCUGGGGCACAGCCGCCCCUGCUGGCCGGGCUCUCUGGGGUCGGCUUCUGGCCGUGGAGCGCACUCGAGGUGUGGCAGCUGGCACGUUCUGGUGGGCUCGGGCCUGAGGCGGGCCGGCCCUUCCCGGGGCUCCCUGCUGGCCAGGCCUGGCUCUGCAGGGUCCCUGGGAUGCCUGGCCCUCCCCCCACAGGGGCCUUCCAGCUUUCUGGGGGAGGGGCUGCAGCUUGCCAGCUCCCGGACAGCACGAAGCAGCUUUCCCCAACUGGGCGCCCACCCCCUGGCUGGACUGACGCUCCCUUUGGCCAUGCCGGCUGCGGGUGGAAGGAGCUUCAGCCACGGGGUGGGCGCCCAGCUGGGAGGCUUCAUUCAGGGGGCCGUGACUGGCCGGCAACGUCACAUCCCAACUCCCCGCUCCCCAAGCGCAUCUCGGCUGCCACAGAACCCACGUGGGAUCCGGCACGGUCCUGCCCCUCCGUGUCUCCUGCGCGCACGGCCCCGUGCAGGACGCCACGGCCUCGCACCAGGGACCCGCCAGCUGUGGGCACGGCAGAGGGAGGAAAGGCCACCGGAGUCCCCUGGUGGUCUCCCCUGGUGGUCUCCCCCGGCCACCCAGUCCCAACGCCUGCAAAUCCAUGGCCGACCACAGAUCGCCCCAGGCGGCCCCCGCUCUGCCCUCUCAGGGACCCCCUUACGCUGAACCCGUUUUAAGUGUCAGCCAGGAGACCAGCACCGGGAGCGCAGACCAGAUGCAGCGCAGCUCCUGGAGGCGUCUCGGCUGAGGCAGCCCGUGCGCAUGUACAGGCCUCGGAGCUUCCAUGCACGUCUGUGUCCCCCCCCCCCCCCCCGCCGAGCCAGGAGUCCCCUGCAAGGGAGAAGCGCCAGUUGGAGGUGCUGUUUCUCCCAGCUCUCCUUGGUGUGGGAAAUCCACACCCACACGGACUUUUGUCGGAUGCAUGGCCUUGGCUCGCACUCCCUUUUGCCCCUCCGGCGUGGGGGCUGCUUUCUGGAACCGGAAGCGCAAGAAUGGUGGGCGACACCCGUUCUAGUUUUUCUUUUUCGUUUCUGCAAGGCGGUGCCAAGCUGGUGCGCACUGCUCUUGCGAUCCGCGCGUGUUCCCCAUGGCUCCGGGUGAUGGUGGGGCUCCUGCCAGGAGGCGCUUCCUUUUCCUUUGUGAAUUUUGUGAAAUGGGUGGCAGCAGCAGCGAAGGAUGGGGUCACUGUGACUAAAAGCAAACAGUGGAUUGAGGUUUUCAAACGUGUUUUAUUUGCUAGUUUUAGUCCUCUCAUUUUUCAGAGGUCUAGCCUAAUGCUGUCUGACCCGAGAAUUCUCCCAUAGUUGACCCCUAAUUCCGAGAUGUCAAAUAGUUGUUGUUGUUCCUGAAAAAGAUUCUAGCGAAGGGCUGUGCCCAGAUGAGCAUGACUCUCUUAGCCAAAUAUCCGUCUCUGCCCCCCAGUCUUUUCUUCUUGAUUUCACUGUCAAAGUUGCAGGAGGAUGCCUCUCUGAGGUGGCAUGCCCAGAGUUCUCUUGAGGAAUUUGGCAAUACCGCACUGGAUUGUGGGAUGCCCAAGAAAUGGGGCAGGGGCAGGGAGAGCGCCCGAGGAGCGCAAAAAGCUGCUGUCCUUCUGUGUUGGACUACCUCACCCAGGCACGGGGAUGCUGGGUGUGGUAGCCCAGUACAUUUCUGAGGGCACCGAGCAGACGUGCAGCGGCCUCGGUCAUCGGUAUGUUGAGCUGGAGCUGGCUUGGCCGGGCCGGGGCUUAACGGCGGUCUCCUCUCCCAGUUAGAUGAGGCGAACUGGGCCCUGCAGCGCGUCCAUCAGGUAGGGAGCUGCAAAGCCGCCCUCCUCCGCCUCCCCCGGCCCGGGCCUUGCUUGCGCGGGGAGGCAGCCGCGGGAGACGAACACGGAAUUCCGCCCCUUCUGUAUCUUGGCAAUUUAGAGUUACGGCUCUUCCUCCAUGUUGCGAAUUCAGGAAUGUAGGAAAUAAAGGCGACAGAUUGGCUGAA
Messenger RNA from Varanus komodoensis (Komodo dragon), 6167 nucleotides. RefSeq names its product ubiquitin protein ligase E3B (gene UBE3B). Gene Ontology annotation, biological process: protein polyubiquitination; ubiquitin-dependent protein catabolic process. The transcript has 28 exons. NCBI's taxonomy places the organism in Eukaryota, Metazoa, Chordata, Lepidosauria, Squamata, Varanidae. Gene Ontology annotation, molecular function: protein binding; ubiquitin protein ligase activity. The record is from RefSeq and is a predicted model, not a curated record. Bases 327 to 3539 code for a protein of 1070 amino acids.